This is a messenger RNA of Hyphopichia burtonii NRRL Y-1933, 1380 nucleotides long. RefSeq names its product HAD family hydrolase. The transcript has a single exon. NCBI's taxonomy places the organism in Eukaryota, Fungi, Ascomycota, Pichiomycetes, Serinales, Debaryomycetaceae. The coding region runs from base 145 to 930 and encodes 261 amino acids. The record is from RefSeq and is a predicted model, not a curated record. Gene Ontology annotation, molecular function: sn-glycerol 1-phosphatase activity; beta-phosphoglucomutase activity. Gene Ontology annotation, biological process: response to osmotic stress; glycerol biosynthetic process.
AACGUUUAUUUUGCAUCCUCCUUACCGUAAUCUUGCUGUCAUUCAAUUUGAUGGAGCAAACAAUAUGUAAUCGUAUUUAUAUCAAGGCCGAUCUACCUUGUCGAUCUUGAAUGUUUAGUUCUGGCAAGUAAAUAAUAUUUCAAGAUGAACUUAGAACCACCAGUUCCUAAAAAACCAGCAAUUUUUUAUGUCCAUGCUGCAUUAUUUGAUUGUGAUGGUACCUUAGUUAAUUCAACCGGGGCCAUUUCUGAAUUUUGGCGUAAUUUUGCCGAAACUAGGCCCCAUGUUGAUCCUGAAGAAAUUAUAAAAACUUCUCAUGGUUGUCGUACCUAUGAUGUUAUUGCUAAAUGGUCUCCUGAUGAUGCUGAUGAAGCUCAAGUUGCCGAAUGGGAAGGAAGUAUUCCUGAUUCCUUUGGUCAAUAUGCCAAACCAAUUCGUGGUGCUCCCGAAUUGGUUAGUAGAUUCAAUGAGUUAUCUAAGGAAACUGAUAAUAAACACCAAAGAUGGGCUAUUAUUACUUCUGGUACUUUACCCUUGGCAUCCAAAUGGUUGAAAUUAUUAACCAUUGAAAAACCAGAUUGUUUCAUUACUGCUGAACAAGUUAGUCAAGGGAAACCCCAUCCAAUGGGUUAUUUAUCAGCAAGAGAAAAUUUGGGUUAUGAUGCUCCUCAUAAAAAAGUUGUGGUUUUCGAAGAUGCUCCUGCUGGUAUUAAGGCUGGUAGAGAUGCCGGAGCCAUGAUUGUUGGUAUUUGUUCUACCUAUGAUCCUGAGAAAAUUAAAAAUUCCGGAGCUGAUAUUGUCGUAAGUGAUUUAUCAAGCUUUGAAGUUGAAAAAUAUAACCCAUUAACUGACGAAUUCAAAAUUAUAGUUCAUGACUACCACUAUACUAAACCGGAGUAUUUGAUUCGUCGUCCUUCCAUUGUUGCUUAGAAUAUUAUUUAUUAAUCCCUAGAAAUUAUUUAUGACUUAUUUUGACGUUAAAAAUACAUGAUUAUUAGAUAUUUGGCAAGCUUGUAGAAUGUUAUAAGAAAUCAAUUCUAUCCCUUAAAAAGGUGCUAGAGUUCGUGCAUCCUUCUAAAGAAACUAGAUGAAGUCUGGCAUGCUGACCUCUGGUUAAAACCCUCCAUAACCCUUUGAUGAUUGUAAUUUCGAUAAUCUCUGGCUUUGAAGUGUUUUCUUCUUGUCCUUUAAAAUAUUUUUCUAAGUUAUCAACUGAAAGAAGGUCAUUAUUUGAAUUUAAAUCAAGCUUUCUCAUUUUUGAUUUUGGUUCUCCGAGGUUUUCAACUGGUGAAGCUGAUCCAAGAGUAUCACUCCUUGGUGUAUCUAAUAUAGAAAACCACCAAUCUUGCUUCAUAGUUAAUCCAUUGAUUACAGCUUUGG